This is a messenger RNA of Physeter macrocephalus (sperm whale), 708 nucleotides long. RefSeq names its product small nuclear ribonucleoprotein D1 polypeptide (gene SNRPD1). NCBI's taxonomy places the organism in Eukaryota, Metazoa, Chordata, Mammalia, Artiodactyla, Physeteridae. Gene Ontology annotation, biological process: spliceosomal snRNP assembly; RNA processing. Gene Ontology annotation, cellular component: U5 snRNP; spliceosomal tri-snRNP complex; SMN-Sm protein complex. Gene Ontology annotation, molecular function: RNA binding. Bases 128 to 487 code for a protein of 119 amino acids. The record is from RefSeq and is a predicted model, not a curated record. The transcript has 5 exons.
GUACGCGCGCUCUUUACGUCGGAACCCUGGGAGUAAGUGUUUCCGGCCAUUCAUAUUCGUAGCCGGUCAGCGCUCCGUUUUGGGGUUUUGUGCACUCUCGGACCAAAAGGGUGACGGCGCCGCUAAGAUGAAGCUCGUGAGAUUUUUGAUGAAAUUGAGUCACGAAACUGUAACCAUUGAAUUAAAGAAUGGAACACAGGUCCACGGAACAAUCACAGGUGUAGAUGUCAGCAUGAAUACACAUCUUAAAGCUGUGAAAAUGACCCUGAAGAACAGAGAACCUGUCCAGCUGGAAACACUGAGUAUUCGAGGAAAUAACAUUCGAUAUUUUAUUCUGCCAGACAGCUUACCUCUGGAUACACUUCUUGUGGAUGUUGAACCAAAGGUGAAGUCUAAGAAAAGGGAAGCUGUUGCAGGAAGAGGCCGAGGCCGAGGAAGAGGAAGAGGACGUGGCCGAGGCAGAGGAAGAGGGGGUCCUAGGCGAUAAUAUCUCUCAAGACUACUAUUUCAAAGUAGUAGGUUUUGUUUAUAACAGACGAAGAAGAAGAAGACGUGGCAGAGGAAGACUACGUGGCUAAGUUAGAAGAUGGUGGCGUCCUAAGGAAAUUGUGUCUCUCAAGAUUAUGAUUUUUAAAGUGAUCAGUGCCUUGGCUGCUUUUUGUACAGGCUUUGUUUGUGGCAGUUUUUAAUAAACAUAAAUGUAGGACA